AUGAUCUUUAUCCUAUUUUUGCUCUGUUUUUGGUUUGGAGAUGGCGCAACAAGAGUGGUCUCAAGAAACAGGGGAGGGCAAUGGCAGCUCCUGCUUAAGAGCACUGGCGUGGUGGGGAUGCACAUGGCAUUAACUCAACGUAACACCGUCGUAAUGUUCGAUCAAACCGGAGCUGGCCCGUCUGAUUACCGGCUUCGGAGACGUUUCAGUGGCGGAAGAUGCACCAGAAGAAGCGACGACUUGAUGGAUUCUGCAUGCUAUGCUCACUCUGUCGAAUAUGACGUUGGUGGUAACAGAGUGAGGCCUUUGAAGCUUGUCUCUGAUCCUUGGUGUUCCUCUGGUUCAUUCCUCAGCAACGGGACACUUUUACAAGUUGGUGGAUAUAAUCGCGGAGCCAAGAGAGUCAGAGUGUUUAGACCCUGUAGGGAUCGCCAAUGUGACUGGACACAGACGAAGAAAUCCCUGUCUGAUCGGCGAUGGUAUGCUUCUACUCAGAUUCUGCCCGGAAAUGACCGAGUCGUCGUGGUUGGGGGAAAAGGAGCUUUCUCAUAUGAGUUCAUCCCAAAAAUAGACUCGAGAGAAAAGUCAUUUGCUCUUCCAUUCUUGCGCCAAACUAAUGACAGAAAGUCAGAAGGGAACAACCUCUAUCCCUUCCUCCAUCUUUCAUCAGAUGGCAAUUUGUUCAUUUUCGCUAACCGUGAUUCUAUCUUAUACAAGUUGAGACGACACAGAGUGAUCAAGACCUUCCCUCGGAUCCCAGGAGAUGGUUCCAGAAACUACCCGAGCUCAGGCUCAUCCGUGAUGCUCCCAUUACACCACGGAGACAAUUUCCAGAAAGUAGAAGUAAUGAUCUGUGGAGGAGCAGCUUCCGGAGCUUACAGAGCUGCAGACAAUGGAAGAUUCUUGAUGGGGUUACGUUCAUGUGGAAGAAUGGUGAUCACAGGGAACAGGCACGUAUGGAAAAUGGAGAACAUGCCCGGGCCACGUCUCCUACAUGACAUGCUCAUCCUCCCAACUGGACAGAUUCUGAUUAUCAAUGGAGCUAAAAGUGGUUCUGCAGGGUACGACAAUGCAAGAAACGCCUCUCUUCAACCCUACCUCUAUGGUCCAGGAAGAAGACGAGGAAAAAGAUUCACAGUGCUCAGUUCUACCAAAAUAGCCAGAAUGUACCACUCUUCAGCGACUCUUCUUCCUGAUGGGAGGGUCUUAGUUGCAGGAGGUAACCCUCACAGUAAGUACACAUUUCACAAUGUGGCCUACCCAACUGAGCUGAGACUACAAGCUUUCGUUCCAAAUUACAUGCACAGGAGGUACCAUCAAUGGAGGCCAAGAAAUGUGUCCAUUGCAUAUGGAGGAGGUGGUGGUGAUGAAAGCUAUGAGAUCGAAUAUGGGAAACAGUUCAGUGUCAGAUUUUUUCUUGGAAGGAGGCCGAGCAAGGAGAUGGAGUUCAGUGUGUACGCACCGCCAUUUACGACGCAUUCGUUCUCCAUGAAUCAGAGGUUGCUGAAGCUGAGAUGCGUGACCAUGAAGAGAGAUGGAAGUGGCUGGAUUAAUGCGGUUGUAGAAGCCCCGCCAUCGCCAAAUGUUGCUCCUUCUGGUUAUUACUUGUUCACCAUUGUGAAUGCUGGAAUCCCCAGCAUGUCUCUGUGGGUUCGGUUUAUUCAUGCCUAGUCUUAAUUAUCUCUCUGUUUUAUUAUGAUAUUUUCUGAGUGAAUUGGCUAGUGGAAAAUUUCAAUAUGUUAGA
Molecule: messenger RNA, 1744 nt
Organism: Neltuma alba
Lineage: Eukaryota; Viridiplantae; Streptophyta; Magnoliopsida; Fabales; Fabaceae
Product: aldehyde oxidase GLOX-like
Exons: 1
Coding region: 1-1671 (556 amino acids)
Source: RefSeq, a predicted model, not a curated record